CUCAAAGUCAAAACAACAGACUUACAGUUUCCAGUAGGCAGUAUCGUUUCUCUCUUUCUUUCGUCACAGAAGUCAAAAUGAAGAUCGGCCUUUGCGCUUACAGUGGUUACAAGAUUUACCCUGGCCAUGGAAAAACCAUGGUUAAGGUGGAUGGCAAGUCUUUCACAUUCCUGAACUCAAAAUGUGAAGCUGCACAUCUUAUGAGGAGGAAUCCUCGUAAAGUGACAUGGACUGUGCUGUACAGGCGAAAGUUCAAGAAGGGUCAAGAAGAGGAACAGGCCAAGAAGCGCACACGCAGAACCCAGAAGUUCCAAAGGGCUAUUGUUGGUGCAUCACUUAGUGACAUCAUGGCCAAGAGGAACAUGAAACCAGAAGUGAGAAAAGCACAGAGGGAGCAAGCUAUUAAGGCUGCAAAGGAAGCCAAAAAGUCUACAAAGGCCGCCAAGAAAACAACUGCACCGCCAACAAAAGCAAAAGCACCUCCUAAGGCUAAGGCGGCUAAGGUCUCACAAAAACCAACCACACGUAUUGGGGGAAAACGAUAAAAAUAAAAUACAUUUUUAAGGAUUCA
Molecule: messenger RNA, 571 nt
Organism: Pieris napi
Lineage: Eukaryota; Metazoa; Arthropoda; Insecta; Lepidoptera; Pieridae
Gene: RpL24
Product: 60S ribosomal protein L24
Exons: 5
Coding region: 78-545 (155 amino acids)
Biological process (GO): cytoplasmic translation
Cellular component (GO): cytosolic large ribosomal subunit
Molecular function (GO): structural constituent of ribosome; mRNA binding
Source: RefSeq, a predicted model, not a curated record